Molecule: messenger RNA, 1814 nt
Organism: Durusdinium trenchii
Lineage: Eukaryota; Dinophyceae; Suessiales; Symbiodiniaceae
Source: the annotation of a GenBank genome assembly
GUGAUGAGCGCUUUCGCAUCACCUGUGAAGCAAGGCAAUUGCUUCACUCAGUGCAUUCUCAGGGUGAGAUUGUUGGAUCAGUGGGCAAGGGCCUGCUGGUUGCGCCUGGCCAGUGGGCCAGGCUCAGCAACAUCUCAGAGAAUGGCACUUGGCUGAAGACUGAGAGCUUCCAGGUUGGAGACAAGACUGUAGUCAGGAAGCAAGGAACCUCAGUUGGAAGGAUCCUGGAGCCCCACAGGAAACUGAGGAAGAGUGACCCUGAGUUGAUGUCCAAGCUUGAGGUGAUGUCUCAGCCUGCCAGCAAUGUGGACUCAGUGAUCCUCACUUGGUCUAUCCAAGCUCAGGCUGAGCAGUACCCAUGCUCAAUGUGGAUGAGAGACUGCUUCAGCUCAGUGUUCACUGACUCAGCUGCUGAAGCCAUGGCUUUGGCCAACCAGCUAAGCUGCCUUGUAGCUGAGAAAUGCACUUCCAAGCUCCAGAUCACUGACACAGACUUUUCCAAGCAGUUCAAGGCCUUAGUCAGGAGCAAGCUGACUGAGAUGAGAUCUGAGCCACUCAGUUUGGAAGGAAAGCUGGAGGAGCUGCUGUCUCAGAAAUGGGCCCAGGAGUUGGAGCUUGAGAUGGGCACUAAGAGGUACAAGCCUGAGUACCUCAGUGACAGACUCAAAUGGCUCAACAGUGAAGGUGUGCCCGUAGAUGCUGACUGGAAUUUCAACGAGGUUGCUAAGAGCAUCACAGACCUUCAGGUAUGGGACUAUUUUCACCCUGAAGAUGAGGAUGAGCAAGGAGAGCUUGAGAUCACAGAUGCCCUCAAUGAGGAUUUGGAGCUGGAGCCCCAAAACUCCUUGUCAUUGAGGCUGAGUCCUGCAUUGAGGCGAGCUGGCCUCAGGAGAUUGGGCACCAAGCAGUACAAAGAAGCAAGGCUCCAUGAAAAGAAGCACCCCAAGCAAAGGGCAGGAGGCACCACCCCAGCAGAAGGCCCUCCAGCCAGUGAGGAAGAUAGCCUUCUUCACACUGAUGCUGUGGUGACCUCAGAGGCAGCUGGCAAGAUCAAUUUUGGCAAGGUUGGCAACCUCAUGUCCUUCUCUUCUUCCUCAGGAGCGUACACCUUGAUGAGUGACACUGGUGCAUACCAAGUGAUGCCUGAGUGGUUGGAGAGCAAGGACAGCAAGCCUGCUGUCAAGCCAGUCCAGUGGCCCAAGUGGAGCCAGCUCAGCAAAAAGGACGCCAAGCUCAUGUUGAGUCAGCUCAGCAGCAACCCUGAGGAUCAGAGAUCCCUGCAGUUUGAUGAAUGGUCCUUCCACACAGUCCUCCCAUGCCCUAAGGAUGUUGCUGAGGUUGAAGACCAGCACCUGCGGUUGGGCUGGGUUCUGCUGAGGUGGAUGCUGAGCAAGAUCAACUUGCCAAGCUGUGAGGAGUUGGGGAUCAACUGUGUUGAUCCCAUCCUCAGCAAGCUUUUGAAUGAUCAGGGCUGGCGUUCAGAGUAUGACAGCCUCAGCGAAGAACAUACUGAGUCCCACCCUGUCCAGCUGAGAAUGGGGAAGCUGCUGGAUCCUCAGUUUGAGCUGCCACCUCUCAAGAAUGUGGCCAAGCCGCCCAUUGGCUCCAAUGCCUGUGGCUGCUAUGUGCUCCACUACAUGGAGAGUGAGCUCAGAACCUUGAGGGGUGAAUGGCUUUCAGUUUGGCCUGAGGCAGGUUGGAAAGCAUGGAAGGAAAGGCUCAACAAAGCUUGUGGCAAGCUAGCCUCAGAGGCUGAGGCUUUGACUGAGGCAGUAAAGCAAGAGCAAGACAAGCUCUCCAAGCAGCGAGCUCAG